AUGGGGCAGAGGCUCUGUCCCACAGUGAGAGCUUGCGCCUCUCGCUUCCAGGUGUGGGUGGCGCUAGGCCGGUUCAGCCGGACCGGGAGUGUGGCCAUCUGGGGCCGUGUGGUAUUUGCCACUCAGGAGUCAUGUCCCUAUGACAUAGCAGUGGUGAGCCUGGAGGAGGACCUGGAUGAUGUCCCCAUCCCUGUGCCCGCUGAGCACUUCUACGAAGGCGAGGCUGUGAGUGUGGUGGGCUUUGGCGUCUUUGGCCAGGCUUGUGGGCCCUCGGUGACCUCAGGCAUCCUUUCGGCUGUGGUGCAGGUGGAUGGCAUGCCCGUGAUGCUGCAGACCACAUGUGCUGUGCACAGCGGCUCCAGUGGGGGACCCCUCUUCUCCAACCACUCAGGAAACCUCCUUGGCAUAAUCACCAGCAACACCCGGGACAAUAACACGGGGGCCACCUAUCCCCACCUGAACUUCAGCAUUCCCAUCACGGUGCUCCAGCCGGCCCUGCAGCAGUACAGCCAGACCCAAGACCUGGGUGGCCUCCGGGAGCUGGACCGCGCUGCUGAGCCGGUCCGGGUGGUGUGGCGGCUGCAGCGGCCCCUGGCAGAGGCCCCGCGGAGCAAGCUCUGAGGCUGUGUUACCUCCUCUGGAAAGAAGAGUGACCUUUUUCUGCUGUAGGAAGUGAUGUUGAGGUGAUGGUGGCCUCAGGAUUCAGGGCCCAGCUCCUGAGGGGGCCUGGGCUGCUUCUCAUCUUCACCCACUGCCUGCAGUCUGGGCUUUGGGCUCUGGGGCCAACUUAUCUUCAGCCCCAUGGGAAGAGCCCGUUUUGGGGUGCUUUCUUGAAACCCCAGUUCUCUGUCCCCUAGCACUAGACUCAGCUGUAUUGUUUUUCCUUCUGGGGAGCCCACUUCAACUGCACAGAGGUUCUGGGCCUGACAGGUAGAUGCCAGCUGGAAGGCAGGCCUGUGCCUGGUUUUGCGUCUGUUCCCCUGAGGGCCACCGUCGUCCUGGAGCUUCACUGGGGCCUUGGCUCCUGUCUGCCUGUCAGUCAGGUCAGGGCUGACAGAGGACUCUGAUUCCUUAGCAUAUCUCAGCAGAAACCUUGCUCUCAAGAACAGAGACAGAAAGGACAGAAACAGGAGUGCCUCCUGUUGUGCCAGGCCCGUGGGCAGUACAGGCAGAUCCCUGAAGGUCAGUACUCCUGGGUCUUUAUAUGCCAACAGGGGCACUCUGACACUGUGCCUUCAUUUUCCAGCCCACAGCCUGUGUCUCAGGGACCUUGAGAAGUGGAACAUAUCUGGUUGGGGCUUGGGAAUAAACAUGAUCUAUUGAAAAACCUCUAUUUAUA
This is a messenger RNA of Mandrillus leucophaeus (drill), 1339 nucleotides long. It is a transcript of the gene TYSND1, whose product is annotated as trypsin domain containing 1. Gene Ontology annotation, molecular function: serine-type endopeptidase activity. Bases 1 to 621 code for a protein of 206 amino acids. Gene Ontology annotation, cellular component: peroxisome. The transcript is spliced from 5 exons. Lineage: Eukaryota; Metazoa; Chordata; Mammalia; Primates; Cercopithecidae. The record is from RefSeq and is a predicted model, not a curated record. Gene Ontology annotation, biological process: regulation of fatty acid beta-oxidation; protein processing.